This is a messenger RNA of Fusarium poae, 633 nucleotides long. It is a transcript of the gene EGD2, whose product is annotated as GAL4 enhancer protein. The record is from RefSeq and is a predicted model, not a curated record. The transcript has 3 exons. The coding region runs from base 1 to 633 and encodes 210 amino acids. NCBI's taxonomy places the organism in Eukaryota, Fungi, Ascomycota, Sordariomycetes, Hypocreales, Nectriaceae. Gene Ontology annotation, cellular component: cytoplasm; nascent polypeptide-associated complex. Gene Ontology annotation, biological process: protein targeting to membrane.
AUGUCGAACCCCCGCGUUGAAGAACUUCCCGACGAGGAGCCCAAGAAGACCACCGUCCAGGAGCACGAGGAUGACUCCAGCGACGACUCUGAGGUUGAGGAGGUCGGCGAGGGCCAGCUCCCCGCUGGUUCUACCGUGAUCCACAACCGCAACGAGAAGAAGGCUCGCAAGGCCCUUGAGAAGCUGCACCUCACCCGCAUCCCUGGCAUCACCCGUGUUACUCUCCGCCGCCCCAAGAACAUCCUCUUCGUCAUCAACACCCCCGAGGUUUACAAGUCCCCCAACAGCAACACCUACAUCGUCUUCGGUGAGGCCAAGAUUGAGGACGUUAACGCCGCUGCUCAACAAGCGGCUGCUGCUCAGCUCGCUUCCCAGAACGCUGAGGACCACUCUGGUCACAACCACGGCGAGCCCAGCAAGGCUGUUGAGGCCGACGAGAAGAAGGAGGACAAGGAUGAUGAUGACGAGGAGGACGAGGAGGAGGAUGAGGAGGAGGUCGAUGCCUCUGGACUUGAGGAUAAGGACAUCGAGCUUGUCAUGACCCAAGCCAAUGUCAGCCGAAACAAGGCUGUCAAGGCAUUGAAGGAGAACGACAACGAUAUUGUCAAUUCCAUCAUGGCUCUAAGUAUCUAG